AUGUGGGAAUGGCAAGAUGCCACUUGGCAUCGCGUCAACAGCAAGGAUGCGCAGGUUCUCGAAGCUGCGUACUCUCAGGAUGCGAUGGGGCUGCACUACUUGGCCAUGGGGCCGCACAAGCGACUGUAUCAAAUUGAUUUCUCUGUGAUGAAGCAGUGGAAUCAGGUGUCAGGCAGCAUGCGGUACCUGCGCCGCAAGGCCCGCGCGGUCCAGGAAAAUGUCCUGGAAUCAGAAUCCGAGAAGGAGCUCAAUCAAUUAGAAGAAGCGUUCUUGAAGGCCGAACUGUUGGUGGCCGAAGCUGCGGAUUGCCGGAACAUUAUCGAGGUGCCAGAGAUCGCUCCUUGCGCAGAAGCGGAGCCUCGUGGCCAGGACGAAGAAGGAGCAGAGAAGGAGGAGAUCCUCCAGAUGCAUUGGGCAAACGGCCUGCUUGCCUUCCAGCCGGGAGUGCCGAAAGCUUCAGAGAAGGAAGCAUUGGAGGACUUCGCGAGCCUGCCGAUGUUGCAAAGGUCCGUCGAGCGGGGUCACAUCGCACUUCUGCGCGCCUCCUGGCUUCGCCGCAUCCUUGCCCAACCCGCUCAGCCCCUUCCUCGGCGCCAGGCGCUGCCACCAGAGGCCUUCUGGAGCGACUUCAGCGGCUUGACGGGCAACGUAUCUUCAAGACUGCUUGUCGUGUCUCAUUUCUGGCAAGAAGAACAGCCAGAAUCUGACUGCCAAAUGCUGGAGCUUCUUGCCAAGAUGGUGGAGAAGCACAGCCAAAGAUUGUCUUCAGAAGAGCACGGCAUGGAGUUUGCUAUUUUUUUGGAUUGGUGCAGCCUCUACCAGCAGCCCCGAUCAGAGGAUGAAGAAGCCACAUAUCAGCGAAGCCUGCAGGACAUGAGCGCCUGGUAUGCCUCGCCUUGCACCACCAAGUGGUUCAUGCCUAGUUCUGAUUCUAUGCACAUCUGGCCGUGCUUGCAGCGAAUGCUAGCGACUUUGAGCUCCGAGUCCCUGGUGGUAGAGGCCAGCGAAGCGGUAGCCCAGUCCAGCUGCCCUCUAUCCCCGUCGCGACCGACUCUCCUUCAAGCAUUCGGUGCGUCUGGAAGCCCUCCAACGACACCUAGCGCUUUCAACCUGAUGACUGAGAGUCAAGGCUUCGAUGAGCACGUGGUGUCACUGGCGCAAAAGUUGUACCACAAGGCCUUCACGGCCGUGCUGGGUGCACAAGAAUGGAUGGACUUCUCGAGCCGCGGCUGGGACGACUUCAAUGCACUCCGGCUAGCUGAGGUACUGGUUCACAGCCGGCAUCUUGUGAAACUCGUUCUAUCGGAGAAUAGCAUCUCGGAUGUGGGCAUGGAGGCGAUAGCAGCUUGCUUGCCCGGCACGCUGCAGAUCCUGGACAUCUCCCACAACAUUAUCGGUGAUGGGGGCGCCGGUUGCUUGGCGAGUGCCCUUUGCAAGCUGCCGGAGCUGCGGCAGCUCUACAUCAGCGCAAACAGCUUUGGGGAGAAUGGAUUCGCGGCCAUAGCCUCAAAGCUACCGCUCUGUCCAAAAUUAUCAACAUUACGAGCAGCUAAGCUCGGACUCGGAGAUGCACUGCAGGCUUUGGCACUGGUUCUACCGCAAUGCCCCAGCCUACAAAGCCUUUGCUUGAAUGAGAACCAGAUGGGAAGUGCCUCAGCAAGCCUUCUGGCAAGCACGUUGACUUCCUUCAUUGAGGAGCUGCAACUUGACGACAACGAGAUAGGGGACGUGGGCAUACGCGCACUGGCGGGCCGCUUCAAAGAUUCCUCACACUUGCGCCUCCUCUCGCUGAACGAAAAUUGCUUCGGCGAUUCGGGCGCAGCCGCCUUGGCACGAGCCUUGCCGAGCUGCCCGGCUUUGCGCACUUUGAGAGUCAGCUGCAACCACAUCUCCCCGCAGGCCGGUGUCAUUGAGCCUCGCUGGGAGGGCGGCGGAUUCCGGCAGUUCGAUGUGUUUUUUAUGUUCGACUUUGACCAGACCCUCACGGUGUUUCAUGUCUUCAAGUCGCUCUCCGGCUGGAAACAGGAGGGAGUUUGCGCCAGCAUCCCGAAGCCGCACGCGAUGAGUGAGCUAGGGCAGGUGGCACGGAUUGAUGAGCUCAGCAGUGGGGAGUUCGCAACCCAGGGUGGCUUCCCCUGCGCAGCUUUCGGUGGAAACAAUCGCGUCGAGGAGGUGCGGAGGAUGUUGCAAAGUCUUCAGAAGGAAGACGCCGAGAUGGUGAUUUGCACUAAGGGCUUCGUGGGCCCCGUGCAGUUCUGCCUUCAUGUCCUCGGGCUUCGGUCAUACUUCACACAGGUCUAUGGUCACAUCGGUGUCACCUACGGCACCUCGCCCUUUGACAAGCAGGCCGCUUUGCAAUUCUCGAAACAUCCGGAUGGAUGCUCUGACUUGUGCAGCGUAUGUUUAUGGCCAACCAGGUUUGGGGCUGUAGGUGCAGUUGCCAUUCUCGGAUUGCCACGUUACUUGAUGUUACAGGUGAUCGCCGAUCCGCCCGCGCUGGCCCCACAGUUCCUGGGAGAAGCGUGGCAGGUCUGUUACAGACGGGUUCAACGUGGGUGGCAGAGCAGCUUGCCCAUGGGCUUCAUUGACCCGUGA
This is a messenger RNA of Symbiodinium sp. CCMP2592, 2595 nucleotides long. NCBI's taxonomy places the organism in Eukaryota, Dinophyceae, Suessiales, Symbiodiniaceae. The record is from the annotation of a GenBank genome assembly.